Molecule: messenger RNA, 984 nt
Organism: Eucalyptus grandis
Lineage: Eukaryota; Viridiplantae; Streptophyta; Magnoliopsida; Myrtales; Myrtaceae
Product: transcription initiation factor TFIID subunit 10
Exons: 6
Coding region: 125-547 (140 amino acids)
Biological process (GO): transcription initiation at RNA polymerase II promoter
Cellular component (GO): nucleus; SAGA complex; transcription factor TFIID complex
Molecular function (GO): promoter-specific chromatin binding; RNA polymerase II general transcription initiation factor activity
Source: RefSeq, a predicted model, not a curated record
GAAAACGGGUUAUCUCUGUCGCGAGGCCUCUCGGAUUUCACACUCCUCUCGUCUCUUGCAGAAUCCAUCGAUCCAUCCAUCGGUCGAUCUCGAGAGAGAGAGAGAGAGAGAGAGAGAGAGAGAGAUGAACAGCCACCACAGUCAGAGCCAGCAGUCGAGCGAGAGCAGGCACGACGACGACGCCGCGCUCACCGAUUUCCUCGCUUCCCUCAUGGAGUACACCCCCACUGUACCCGAUGAGCUGGUGGAGCACUACUUGGGGAAGAGCGGGUUUCAGUGUCCUGAUGUCCGACUAACAAGGCUGGUAGCUGUUGCUACACAGAAGUUCGUUGCAGAUAUUGCUAGCGAUGCUCUUCAGCAUUGCAGGGCAAGACAGACCACAGUGGUUAAAGACAAAAGGGAUAAGCAGCAGAAGGAUAAGCGCCUAAUCUUGUCAAUGGACGAUCUCUCAAAAGCUCUACGUGAGUAUGGUGUCAAUGUGAAGCACCAGGAGUACUUCGCAGACAGCCCUUCAGCUGGGUUGGAUACUGCCUCUAGGGACGAGUGAGGGAUAUUGAUGCAAAAAGAUAUUCCUUGGAUCUAGAGAAAAGGUUCUGCGUGAAACCUGUUCCAAGUCUGCUGUAUGCAGAAAUGACAGUAGUUUCUUGUAGCUGUUUUCUGCUUAUCUUUAAUUUUCCCAAGAAAUCAUCGUGUUGUCAUCAUAUUGCUGAAAAUUGCUGAACUUGUAUGGAAAUAGAUGAUGGUUUCCUAGUUAAGCUGCCGGUGCUGCUGAUUUUUUUCCCUUCUGGAUCAACAUCGACUUUGGAGUGUUAUGUAGUGGAGUUCUGGGAAAAUUGCUGAACUUGUAUGGAAAUAGAUGAUGGUUUCCUAGUUAAGCUGCCGGUGCUGCUGAUUUUUUUCCCUUCUGGAUCAACAUCGACUUUGGAGUGUUAUGUAGUGGAGUUCUGGGAAAUGGAAUAUCAUACGCAGUUACCGGUUGCUCUA